UUUGUCCUGUCAGUAGAUAUUUUGUCAAGAGUAACAAUGUGAAAAUAAACUAAAAUCCCAAGAGUAAAACAUUUUUUAUUAUAAAUGUACAAUAAACGUUGGGAACUCUCAUCGUUAUAAAAACGAAUUUAUUCUAAAUUUUUGCAAGAUGCUACGUUGCUCUUACGGUUCAUUAAAGCUGAUUUUCAAGGGCUGGCCUAGGCCCGGCAUGCUGAGGCCUGGCCAGCCCCACCGUGGCUACAAGAACUUCGUCUUGUCGAAGGCACUAGCUCAGAUUGAAAAGGAAUGCGACAGAUUCUGUCCCGUGCCUCGGUUCCCGGCGCAGAAGGUCACAGUUAUAGGAGCAGGCAGUGAUGUCGGCCGCAUCGCAUGUUUGUUUCUGAAGCAGCAGAAGGUUAUCCGAACAUUGGCCAUGUACGAUGACAUCCCGGAUCGCUGCGUCCUCGGCGUGGCUAACGAUAUCGCUCACAUUGAUACCAGCCCUGAAGUCGAGGCUUACCAAGGACGCAUGUUCCUUAGGGAUGCGUUGCAUGACGCAGACGUGGUCCUGAUCUGCGGCGGCGCGUACCUCCUGCCGCCGUGCUGCAACACGCUGGACCGCGACCUCUUCUUCCAGAACAUGCAGCUCGUCCGCACCGUCACGCUUGCUAUCGCUCAGUUCUGUCCAGAGGCUAUCGUCGCUUUACAGACCCCGCCCGUUGAUUGUAACUUUGCGUUAUGUUUGCACACGUUAAAGAUGGCUGGUGUAUACAGCCGACGUCGCGUGCUCGGUGUGAACGCUGUUAACGCGAUGCGCGCCAACCAACUGUUCUGUGCUAUCACGGGAGCUGACCCUGCCACGAGCACCUUACCUGUCGUAUGCGGCACUGGACGCUGUACCCGAGUACCUGUCUUCUCCGCUGGUAAAGCUGCGAAUUUCCCUCAAACCCAAACGGACUGCUUGACGCGGCUGGUGCGUGAAGCUGACGAGAUCAUCUGUAAAGUGAAGAGUAACAACGAACAGGGACAUCUGUCCAUAGGGUUCUCCACGGCGAGAUUCGUCAUCAAUGUCAUGAAAGGUCUAUUCGAGAAGCCAACCUUCAUAGACAGUGCUUUAGUAGAGCAAGAUAAUCCGGAGAAGUGUUACAACAUGCAGAUCUGUGCAACGCCCGUCACGGUCGGUAAGGGCGGCAUCGUCGAGUACGCGGUGCCGACCCUCAACGAAGCUGAACAGAGACUCUUAGAUGAAAGCAAAUGUGACUUGGAAGACAUGCUGAACCUCGGCCGUUGCUAUGCAUGCGGCGAUGAGUACUACCUCCACCCAUGCAAGGUCGCCAACCCGCCCCCGCCGUGCCCCAACUGCGAAACCUGCAAGCCGAAGAAAGCUGAUGCGAACUAAGAAUGGAUGAGGGUCUACCAUAACAUCUUCAAUUGACGUUAUAAUGGUUGAGGAAACGGGACAGCGCGAUACUCUGCGUAGAUUGGCAUCUCUCUUCCACACCCGCCAUAUUAUUGCUUUAAGACAU
Molecule: messenger RNA, 1505 nt
Organism: Trichoplusia ni (cabbage looper)
Lineage: Eukaryota; Metazoa; Arthropoda; Insecta; Lepidoptera; Noctuidae
Product: malate dehydrogenase-like
Exons: 7
Coding region: 149-1378 (409 amino acids)
Biological process (GO): tricarboxylic acid cycle
Cellular component (GO): cytoplasm; mitochondrion
Molecular function (GO): L-malate dehydrogenase (NAD+) activity
Source: RefSeq, a predicted model, not a curated record